AUGGCUCCAGAUAAUGACAAUUUGGAAGGAGUUGCGGAUCAGGCUCUUCUUCUUCUCACACAGAUGAAAAGAAAUCCCGACGUUAUGCCACCUUACAAUGAAGAAGCUAUGAGAGCAUGUAUCGCUAAAAUGAACGAGCUGUAUAAUCAGAAUAACGAAUGCGUAACACGUCUUCGGUCACAAGGUGAACGGGCAAGCCGGGAACUCGAAGCAGUGAUGAUUUGUCGGAAUGAGGCCCUUCAGCAUAUUCGGAGGUGUUUGCUUAGCAUAUAUCCAUGCGCGCGCCGAGAGGAUAAGAUCGUAUCGUUGGCGGCUGGGAGGGGUACUACCAGCAAUAAUCUAUGCGAAGCAGAAAUCGAGUUUUUCAAUGAGUACUGUAGCAGUUUGGCGGAGUUCCAAGCCGGAAUAGGUGAAAACGGUGUGAAUCUUCUAUUGAGUACACACCCUCCGAAGGCACUUUACGUCCAGGUACGGGUGUUGGAGAACUAUGGCGAGUUCGAGACCUCUGAUGGUAAUCUAGUAAUGCUGCAAGUCAAUUCAACGCAUUCCUUACCAAGACAUGACUGUGAAAUGCUGAUUAGGCAAGGAAUUCUGGAGAUUGCAAACUAG
This is a messenger RNA of Cooperia oncophora, 609 nucleotides long. The record is from the annotation of a GenBank genome assembly. Lineage: Eukaryota; Metazoa; Nematoda; Chromadorea; Rhabditida; Trichostrongylidae.